Messenger RNA from Propithecus coquereli (Coquerel's sifaka), 1171 nucleotides. RefSeq names its product cathepsin W (gene CTSW). NCBI's taxonomy places the organism in Eukaryota, Metazoa, Chordata, Mammalia, Primates, Indriidae. The transcript is spliced from 10 exons. Gene Ontology annotation, molecular function: cysteine-type endopeptidase activity. The coding region runs from base 1 to 1125 and encodes 374 amino acids. Gene Ontology annotation, cellular component: lysosome. The record is from RefSeq and is a predicted model, not a curated record.
AUGACACGAACUGCUCCCCGCUCCUGCCUCCUGGCCCUGUUGGUGGCAGUCCUAGCCCAAGGCAUCAGGGGCUCCCGUAGGGCCCAGGACCCAGGUCCCUGGCCGCUGGAGCUGAAAGAGGUCUUCAAGUUGUUCCAGGUCCAGUUCAACCGGAGUUACUCGAACCCAGCAGAACAUGCUCGCCGCCUGGACAUCUUUGCCCACAACCUGGCCCAGGCUCAACGGCUGCAGGAGGAGGACUUGGGCACAGCUGAGUUUGGAGUGACUGCAUUCAGUGACCUCACAGAGGAGGAGUUUGGCCAGAUCUAUGGGCAUCAGAGGGCAACUGGAGAGGUGGCCAGCGUGGGCAGAAAGGUAGGAUCUGAAGAGCAGGGGGAGCCAGUGCCCCUGACCUGUGACUGGCGGAAGGUGGCCAACGUCAUCUCGCCCAUCCAGAACCAGGAAAACUGCAACUGCUGCUGGGCCAUGGCGGCAGCGGGCAACAUCGAGGCCCUGUGGGGAAUCACGUACAAAGCCCCUGUGGAAGUCUCUGUGCAGGAGCUGCUCGAUUGUGGCCGGUGUGGGGAUGGCUGCCAGGGUGGCUUCGUCUGGGACGCGUUUAUAACUGUCCUCAACAACAGCGGGCUGGCCAGUGCAAAGGACUACCCGUUCCGGGGCCACGGCAAAACCCACAGGUGCCAGGCCAAGAAGUACCAGAAGGUGGCCUGGAUCCAGGAUUUCAUCAUGCUGCAGGACAACGAGCAGAGAAUUGCCCAGUACCUGGCCACCCAUGGCCCCAUUACUGUGACCAUCAACAUGAAGCUACUGAGGCAUUACCAGAAAGGUGUGAUCAAGGCCACACCCACCGCCUGUGACCCCCAGCAUGUGGAUCAUUCUGUCCUGCUGGUGGGUUUUGGCAGGGACCAACCAGAGGAGGGGAUAUGGACAGAGACAGUUUCGCCCCAGUCGCGUCCUCGCCGCUCCAUCCCAUAUUGGAUCCUAAAAAACUCCUGGGGGGUCCACUGGGGAGAGAAGGGCUAUUUCCGGCUGCACCGAGGGAACAACACUUGCGGCAUCACCAAGUACCCACUCACUGCCCGCGUGGACAAACCAGUUAGAAAACGCCGGGUCUCCUGUCCCCCCUGAGCCUGUCCAGCUUCCCUGCAGCUAUCUCCUGCUAUGCCUGCUGCUG